This is a messenger RNA of Chenopodium quinoa (quinoa), 1172 nucleotides long. Its product is annotated as protein NDR1-like. The transcript has a single exon. The coding region runs from base 390 to 1043 and encodes 217 amino acids. Lineage: Eukaryota; Viridiplantae; Streptophyta; Magnoliopsida; Caryophyllales; Amaranthaceae. The record is from RefSeq and is a predicted model, not a curated record. Gene Ontology annotation, biological process: defense response to other organism.
AAUAAAUGGAGUACUUUUGUUACAUACAAACAUUGAUACCACUACUAGGGAGUGUAGGACAUACUAGUCAAAUUUAAUAAUCCAAAAAGGCAUAAUAUUUUAUGGCCCCCCCAAAUGGGUUUUUAUGAUCCACACACAAACAUAGGCUCCAUCAAACUAAAAAAAUUACUAAAUUAAACCGCGUUAAUUAUUUACAUUCAACGUCUCAUUCUUCGUUGACUCAUUGUAAUUUACACGAACUCACCAAUCUCAAUUAUAUACUACAAUACCACUCUAUUCACUCUCACACUUUCUUCUCUUCAAAUACCACUUCUCUCUCUUUAUCUUACCGGAAAACCACUCAAAAACCCACCACAAAACCGCUUUCGAAAGGCAAAAACCACCCUUAAAUGGAAGCCGAAGAAGGCAGCUGUUGCAGAUGUUGUUGCAGUUUCAUAUUCACCCUUGGAUUAACAGCUUUAUUUAUGUGGCUAAAUCUUAAGCCUUCAAACCCUGUUUACUCCAUAGAAAAUUUUGACGUUUUUGCCCUCAACAAAACUGCCAAUAAUUCCAUUUACUACAAAAACAACCACACAAUCCGUUAUGAUUUUAAGCUCAAUAAUAAGGAGAAUAAAGAUAAGGGUGUUUACUAUGAUGCCCUUAAUCUUACAUUUUAUUACUUUGAUGCCCUUAAUCUUAGCUUAGCUAAUAAGACCCUUCUUGGAAAUGACACUAUUACCCCUUUCUACCAAGGGCAUGGGAAGAAUACUCAUCGUAUUCGUACCAUUGAUGCUAGAGGGGUAAAAUGGGAAAAUGCUACCGCGACAACGUCUUUUUUUAGGGUGGAGCUUAAUACAACGGUUCGGUUUAAGAUCGUGUUUUGGAAGACUAAACGACGGCAUCGUUUCGGGUUGUUUGCUGAUUUGCACGUUGAUGAACAAGGGAUUUUGAUUAAGAGGAAGAAGAAAGGGGUUAAGUUUAGGUCAGGAGCUAGGAAUAGUAAGUGUUGCAACUUUCAUUUCUUGGGUAUUUUGGGAAUUUUGACUUUUAUUCUUUUGUGGUAGAUUAUUAAUUAGAUGGUAUUCAUCAAUUAUUGUUUUUGUUUUAUUGUAAUUUUAUUUUUCCUAGUUCAAUGGUGUACUUAAGUAACUUGUUUUUACAAGUAUUAUUUGUUAUAGAGCAUUUUUGGUGUG